Messenger RNA from Coregonus sp. 'balchen', 16047 nucleotides. Lineage: Eukaryota; Metazoa; Chordata; Actinopteri; Salmoniformes; Salmonidae. The record is from the annotation of a GenBank genome assembly.
AUUUGCCGGCUAGUAGCGCACGCAGUUGUGGCUUCAUGGAACUAGGGAGGGAUAAUGAAUUAAACCAGAACGUACAUUGAUACAUUCAGUUUGCGGUCUGGUCUGUCAUAUUUAGGAAUUAACUAUUAGCCUAUUGAGUGCUUUUCCAUAGUGUUAUCUGUUUAUUGAGUAACAUUUUGUGAAGAUGUCUGUGGUAGGAUUCGACGUCGGUUUCCUGAACUGCUAUGUAGCGGUAGCUCGAGCCGGAGGAAUAGAAACUGUAGCCAAUGAAUACAGCGAUCGAUGUACACCGUAAGUUACAUUUAUAUUUGUGUGGUUUAUGCUGUUUGGUGUGACUUGUAAUUUUCAACCUGUUUGCCUCUAAAGUGAUUGAGAAAAUUGGAGGGAUGGGAACACAUUUUGUGGCCUUGGCAGCGCGACAGACAAGGGAGGUGCGCUAACAAGCUAGCAGGCUAACAUUAGCCUAGCCGAGCAGCGUUGCAACACCGAACGUGAAUGUUAUUGCUAGCUAGAGAGAUCAACCCAUGACUUGUAAAAACGAACAAUCGUUAUACUCUGUUAGCUAUUUUACCAAUUAAACGUUACGUCAUUUGACUUUUGAAGCCUUGACUUACAUUCCCCGCGUAACAUCUUGAGUGUUUUAGAAGACAAUGGGGGGGGGGGGGGGUCAUUGUUGUCCCCCUUUCAAGGGGUUCAUUUUUUAUUGAAGUAUGAAUGGACGCAUGAAUGCGACCGGGAAGAGGCCUGCAAUCUCUCUACAUCAGUGGACUUGUUCAUAGGAAUCAUGUGUAUUCUGCUCUGUAUUACCAGCCAGCUAAUAAAAGGCAUUUAGAUGGGCAAUUUAAUACUACUGCGUUAUCUUAACUAGCGCUGUUAUCUUAUUAUGGAGAGCCCCGUGAAAACUGACAAGCAUUUUACUGAUGUUUAUUCCGCUGUUAUACUUUCAGAGCAUGCGUGUCAUUUGGACCACGGAAUCGAUCUAUUGGUGCAGCUGCAAAAAGCCAGGUAUGUAUUGAUAAAGGACGCCCUCUACUUUAUUAUUUAUUUGACUGGUGACACAUUGAGGGUAUGAAUCUUCUAGCAAGUUCUAUGGUUUUCUGCUUAUGCAUAUAAUUAGGGAUUUCAUAUCCAGGCCAAUAUUUGAUUACCCGAUGGAACUAUUAAAAACAGAAAAGCAAAUCAUUAUGCAUUUAUGCCCUCAAAGGACCCCAAAUAAAACCAUGGGGUGAAUUUUGCCAGUCAUAUUUAUAUCUAAAGUAUUUGAUCAGGGAUUUCAGCUAUUCCAUAAUUUCUGAUUGCUCCUGCCUCAUUAGGUAACACAUCAAGUUACUUUUUAAUUUGAGAGAAUGAUUUAUAAUAACAUCAUGUUCUUUCCCCGCUAAUCCCAAAUCAGGUCGUCACAAACUGCAAGAACACAGUCCAAGGGUUCAAGAGAUUUCAUGGCCGGGCGUUUUCUGAUCCAUACAUCCAGCGUUUGAAAUCCAGCCUGGUUUACGACCUGGCACAGAUGCCUUCGGGUACCACUGGCAUCAAGGUAAGGAGAGAUAACAGUGAUGAUUAGUUCUGCUUAAAAGGGUGGGGAAUAUAUGAAUAUGCCUAAUGGAGAGAUGGGUCCCUUUGAGUGCCAGCCAGAUUAGUCAUCAUCCUUGUCUAAUCUGAAAUCAACAUAGAUAUUGGUUGUCUAUCUGUCUGUCUUUGCCGUAACAAUACUUCCAUGUGUUAUUCUGUAUUGUACUCUACCUGUGCGAACCCCAAAAUCAAUCAAGCAAUCAUUUACAAUGACAACUGGUGUCUGUGUGUCCUUUAGGUGAUGUACAUGGAGGAGGAGAAGGUGUUCAGCAUUGAGCAGGUCACUGCCAUGCUUCUGACCAAGAUGAAGGAGACAGCUGAGCAUGCACUGAAGAAACCUGUGGCUGACUGCGUUGUCUCUGUGAGUAUCAAUCUGCAGUGUGCUAGUGUGCACUGGGCGCUACACUUUACUAUAAAGACCAGGAAUUUGGUCAUAUGUAAAACUGAGUUUGGACUGUUAGACUAAAGACCGGAUAUGGAUUAUUUUUUUGGAAAUUGCGUUUCUAGGCCUGCUGGCUAAUCACAGCCUAUGUCGUCCUCCCCAGGUCCCCUGCUACUACACGGACGCAGAGAGGAGAUCAGUGGUGGACGCAGCACAGAUCGCUGGACUCAACUGUCUGAGGCUCAUGAAUGAGACAACUGCAGGUAUAGCGAGAGCUGUGUUGACCCCUAACAGUUACUGUAGCUAUUUAACUCAACCACACCUUAUUAUUUGAUAUUAAGGUGAUUUGCUGUUUCAAAAUAAAUAAUGAUUAUACUUAUCUUCCUUCCAGUGGCGUUGGCGUAUGGAAUCUACAAGCAGGACCUCCCUGCCCCAGAGGAGAAGCCCAGGAUUGUGGUGUUUGUAGACAUUGGACACUCUGGAUACCAGACCUCUGUCUGUGCCUUCAACAAGGGCAAGCUGAAGGUGGGUGUAUUUUUAUCAGGAGACAGAGGAGGCUAUGGGGGUCAUGCUGAUUCUACAAAAUAACAGUUUUUACUGAAAACUGAAAUGUCCACAGAGAAGUUACAGACAACCUCAAUAACCUCUUGGCUAAUAAACAAAACAAGUGCUCUAGGGCCCGGAGUUGUUCUGGUCAGGUCACAUGGCCUCAGGAAAAACUCCCGGUCCUCAUAAUUAGUUUUUGCUCAUAUUCAUAUUUUUUUUAAUAUCAUUUUAUUUUCCCUCAGAUCCUUGCGACGGCCUGCGACCCAGAGCUGGGUGGGAAGGACUUUGACGAGAUGCUGGUGAGACACUUCUGUGAGGAGUUUGGGAAGAAGUACAAGCUGGACGUGAAGACCAAGCCCAGGGCUCUGGUCAGGCUCUACCAGGAGUGUGAGAAACUCAAGAAGCUGAUGAGCGCCAACUCCUCAGACCUGCCCCUCAACAUCGAGUGCUUUAUGAACGACAUUGACGUCUCCGGAAAACUCAACAGGUAUAGUGUUUUGUAGACUAUGAGAUUUUUGCUAUCUCAACUGAGCACCUCAGAAUGCAUGGCGGUGGUCCUUGAUAUUAACAGGUCUUAGAUGAUCUAUUAGAUAUGAGUCAUUAUUUUUGUCUGUGAUGCAAUGACCAAAUGACGAAGUUAUGCUGAACAAAAAUAUAAAUGCAACAUGCAACAAUUUCAAAGAUGUUACUGAGUAACUGGUCAUAGGAGGGAAUCAGUCAAUAGAAAUACAUUAAUUAGGCCCUAGUCUAUGGAUUUCACAUGAAUGGGAAUACAGAUAUGCAUCUGUUGGUCACAGAUACCUUAAAAGACAUGGGCCUCGGGAUCUUGUCACGGUAUUUCUGUGCAUUCAAAUUGCUAUUGUCCAUAGCUUAUGCCUGCCCAUACCAUAACCCCACAGCCACCAUGGGGCCCUCUGUUCACAACGUUGACAUCAGCAAACCGUUCGCCAUACACAUGGUCUGCGGUUGUGAGUCCAGUUGGUUGUACUGCCAAAUUCUCUAAAACGACAUUGGAGGCGACUUAUGGUAGAGAAAUGAACAUUCAAUUCUCUGGCAAUAGCUCUGGUGGACAUUCCUGCCAAUUGCAUGCUCCCUCAAAACUUGAGACAUCUGUGGCAUUGUGUUGCGUGACAAAACUGCACAUUUUAAAGUGGCCUUUUAUUGUCCCCAGCACAAGGUGCACCUGUGUAAUGAUCAUGCUGUUUAAUCAGCUUCUUGAUAUGCCACACCUGUCAGGUGGAUGGAUUAUCUUGGCAAAGGAGAAAUGCUCACUAACAGGGAUGUAAACAAAUUUGUGCACAACAUUUGAGAGAAAUAAACUCUUUGUGCAUAUGGACAAUUUCGGGGAUCUUUUAUUUCAGCUCAUGAAACAUGAGACCAACACUUUACAUGUUGCGUUGAUAUUUUUGUUCAGUAUAGUGACACCUUUGUGGUCAUUGUGGUCCUUGAAAUCUAAUGGUUUUAUCACAGAGAAAUUACAUGUUGAUGAUGCAUACAUAUGUAGGAUCUUAUUUGACCAGUUUCUCACGGCAGGAAAAUAAUCUUGCAGCAACAUUUAUAAUUAAUGGACAUUUUUGCAGGGGUUGAUAUUUUGAUUUAGGGAAAAUCGAGUCUGACAUUUUUAAGAAGAAAUUACAAACUUUUUAGGAGCCUUUUUAAACCUUGAAUACACUACAAGUUUGCAUUUCCUGCUGUACAGGACAUUUCUUGCAACAGGGUGAUCAAAUUAAGAUCCUACAUCUGCAUCUGUAUUUUCUCUAAUUUUCUCUAGGGGUCAGUUUGAGGAGAUGUGUGCUGACGUUCUGGCCAGAGUGGAGGCACCACUGCACAACCUGAUGGAGCAAGCCAGUCAGUUUCGUAGGUUUGCAUAUAGCUUGCUUGAAUCUCAGAACAGAAUGUAUCUUUGUGUAUAAUAUUGAACAUUAUCUGUGUAGGGAUUGAGUAUUGUCUUUAUAGCAUUGAGUUAUGUCAGUGACUGUCAGUUCUGAUUGGUGCCUUCCUUCCUGGUUCCUGUCCAAUCAGAGCUUAAGGAGGAGGACAUCUAUGCGGUGGAAAUAGUGGGCGGGGCCUCCCGUAUCCCGUCUGUCAAAGAGAGGAUCAGCAAAUUCUUUGGGAAGGAGCUGAGCACCACCCUGAAUGCUGAUGAGGCUGUGGCCAGAGGAUGUGCCCUGCAGGUCUGAUGAUCGCUCUCUGUUUCCCCCCUUGAAAUGGCCUUUGCACAUCCAGGAUUUGCUUGCACAGCAAAUUAGAAAAGAAAAGUUAGCCUCCAAACGAUACUAUUAUAUGUGCAUUUUUGAGUAGUAAUGAUCGUGAUUCCAACAUUUAUAGAUAUAAUUCUUACCAGUAGGACCUAAUUCAUUUUUGUUGAUUUCUACUGGAGUAUGGUGAUGGAAUAAUGGUUUGCAUCCCUGCUAAGAAUAUCCCCCGUCUGCCUCCUCAGUGUGCAAUCCUGUCCCCUGCAUUCAAAGUGCGUGAGUUCUCCAUCACAGAUGUAGUUGCUUACCCCAUCUCUCUGAAAUGGAACUCUGCUGCAGAGGAAGGUUUGAGGUAAACUACAAUACAUAUCCUGGUUUCUAAUCACCUUGAUUUAUUUUGUUUGUGGGAUAGCUUCAUUGUAGUUAUUUUAGUGCUAACUAGACGGUUAUGCGUGUUGUCCAUUGUAGCGACUGCGAGGUAUUCCCAAAGAACCAUGCUGCACCGUUCUCCAAAGUGUUGACUUUUUACCGGAGGGAGCCUUUCUCUCUGGAAGCCUACUACAACACCCCCAAAGAGCUGCCGUACCCCGACCCCACCAUAGGUAUGGACACUGCAUUGAAUCCACUAUGAACCACGCACCUGUGGGUCCUGUUCUCUCUCUGCAAACAGUGUCUUCUAUAGAAACAUAGUCAGUCAUGCAUCCUAGCAGCAAUGGGCUGUGGACUACAGUUUGCAAUAUGAAACUUAUCAUUGACUUGCCCAUUUUGAUUUUUGUAUUUAAAAAAAUUAUAAUUGUUUUUGUCAAGUGUCUGUAAUGCAAGUUUCCCCCUAAGGGGACAAUGAAGUAUAGCCCAGUUUGUCAUCAGUAUUUCCUGUGAAAUGUAAAUUUCUGUGUGCCAUUACCACCUUAUUUCCUGUGUCCUCUCCUCCAGGUCAGUUUGUGAUCCAGAAGGUGGUACCCCAGGCGUCUGGGGAGAGCUCUAAGGUCAAGGUGAAGGUGAGGGUCAACAUCCACGGCAUCUUCAGCGUCUCCUCAGCCUCGCUGGUGGAGGUCCAGAAGACCGAGGAGGGAGAGGAGCCCAUGGACACAGAACAGCAGGCAACACCCGAGAAGGAGGAAGAGGUGAUUAUUAACAAUCAUAUUCAUUCAAAUUUUAUGUAGGAUUUUUUUACCAAAGUGUCUUAUUCAGUAUUCACUACACAGACAAUUACAGUUAACUUUGCACAUCAGAGUCCAUUGAAAGAUAGGUCUACAAAUGUGCUAUUAAACCAUACAAUCCUGAGGAAGAAGGGCAGUUAGGUACAGUACUAUAUUGUGAUAACGCUGCUAUCUGGAAGUAUUCAGACCCCUUCCCUUUUCCACAUAUUGUUACAUUACAGCCUUAUUCUAAAAUUGAUUAAAUUAUGUGUUUUUUUCUCAGCAAUCUACACACAAUAACCCAUAAUGACAAAGUGAAAACAGGUUUUUAGAAUUUUUUGCAAAUGUAUUAAUUAUAAAAAAACAUACCUUAUUUACGUAAGUAUUCAGACCCUUUGCUAUGAGACUCGAAAUUGAGCGCCGGUGCAUCCUGUUUCAAUUGAUCAUCCUUGAUGUUUCUACAACUUGAUUGGAGUCCACCUGUGGUAAAUUCAAUUGAUUGGACAUGAUUUGGAAAGGCACACACCUGUCUAUAUAAGGUCCCACAGAUGACAGUGCAUGUCAGAGCAAAAACCAAGCCAUGAGGUCGAAGGAAUUGUCCGUAGAGCUCCGAGACAGGAUUGUGUCGAGGCACAGAUCUGGGGAAGGGUACACAAACAUUUCUGCAGCUUUGAAGGUCCCUAAGAACACAGUGGCCUCCAUCAUUCUUAAAUGGAAGAACCACCAAGACUCUUCCUAGAGCUGGCCACCCGGCCAAACUGAGCAAUCGUGGAAGAAGGGUCUUGGUCAGGGAGGUGACCAUGAACCCAAUUGUCACUCUGACAGAGCUCCAGAGUUCCUCUGUGGAGAUGGGAGAACCUUCCAGAAGGACAACCAUCUCUGCAGCACUCCACCAAUCAGGCCUUUAUGGUAGAGUGGCCAGACGGAAACCACUCCUCAGUAAAAGGCACAUGACAGCCCGCUUGGAAUUUGCCAAAAGGCACCUAAAGGACUCGGACCAUGAGAAACAAGAUUCUCUGGUGUGAUAAAACCAAGAUUGAACUCUUUGGCCUGAAUGUCAAGCGUCAAGUCUGGAGGAAACCUGGCACCAUCCCUGCUCCAGAGUGCUCAGGACUUCAGGACAACGACCCUAAGCACACAGCCAAGACGACGCAGGAGUGGCUUCGGGACAAGUCUCUGAAUGUCCUUGAGUGGCCCAGCCAGAGUCCGGACUUGAACCCGAUCGAACAUCUCUGGAGAUACCUGAAAAUAGCUGUGCAGCAACGCUCCCCAUCCAACCUGACAAAGCUUAAGGCUCUGCAGAGAAGAAUGGGAGAAACUCCCCAAAAACAGGUGUGCCAAGCUUGUAGCGUCAUACCCAAGAAGACUCAAGGCUGUAAUCGCUGCCAAAGGUGCUUCAACAAAGUACUGAGUAAAGGGUCUGAAUACUUAUGUAAAUGUGAUGUUUCAGUUGUUUAUUUUUAAUAAAUGUGCAACAAUUUCUAAAAACCUGUUUUUGCUUUGGCAUUAUGGGGUAUUGUUUGUAGAUUGAUGGUGGGGGGGGAAACAAUUUAAUCCAUUUUAGAAAAAGGCUGUAACGUAACAAAAUGUGGAAAAAGUAAAGGGGUCUGAAUAGUUUCCGCCUGCGUUGUGUGUCUCUCCUAUCAUUGGCCAGAGAUGUGGUGUUAAUGAAAUGCCCUGCCCUCUCUGCAGGGCAAAAUGCAGACUGACCAGGAUGAGACGAAGGCCCAAGGAGAUGGACAGAACGAGGCAGAAGAGGAGAAGAAGACGUCAGAGAAUGAGGAGAUGGAGGUAACAGUGAAUAUUCCGUCUAUGUUGUGACACAUUUGACAUCUGUGAUCAUGACGUUUAUGGUAACAUUCUGCAUUCUGCACUUUCUGUCCUGGAGGACUGCAGUUUGAACAGAUUUAGACAAAAGCAAGCAGCCUGGACCCAGAUCUGUUUGUGUUGUCUUGCCAACGACCAGCUGACCAGACAGAACAAACUCAUCUAGGAGAAGGCUGAAAAACGCUUACCAGGAGUGAAGAGCACUACUUUAUGGAUAUUUAGUCUUAAUGAUGCUGUUUCCCUCUCGUCUCCCCCCAGACCUCCACAGAAGAGAGUAAGACAGAGAAGAAGUCUGACCAGCCUCCCCAGGCCAAGAAGCCCAAAGUCAAGACAAAAGUCCUGGAGCUUCCCAUCGAGAACAGCCCCCAGUGGGAGCUGGCCAUCGACAUGCUCAACCUCUUUGUAGAAAAUGAGGUAAUUCAAUCUAACAUCUAUGGAUUGUUUUGUUCGGUUGUUGCUAUCCUCUCUGUAUCUUUGGUGUCUUUAUCUCUCUGUCGUUCCGUAUUGUAUUCAUCCGGCUGCUUCUAUAUACAGUGGGGGGAAAAAGUAUUUAGUCAGCCACCAAUUGCGCAAGUUCUCCCACUUAAAAAGAUGAGAGAGGCCUGUAAUUUUCAUCAUAGGUACACGUCAACUAUGACAGACAAAUUGAGGGAAAAAAAAUCCAGAAAAUCACAUUGUAGGAUUUUUAAUGAAUUGAUUUGCAAAUUAUGGUGGAAAAUAAGUAUUUGGUCACCUACAAACAAGCAAGAUUUCUGGCUCUCACAGACCUGUAACUUCUUCUUUAAGAGGCUCCUCUGUCCUCCACUCGUUACCUGUAUUAAUGGCACCUGUUUGAACUUGUUAGCAGUAUAAAAGACACCUGAACCACACGGGGGGACCUAGUGAAUGACCUGCAGAGAGCUGGGACCAAAGUAACAAAGCCUACCAUCAGUAACACACUACGCCGCCAGGGACUCAAAUCCUGCAGUGCCAGACGUGUCCCCCUGCUUAAGCCAGUACAUGUCCAGGCCUGUCUGAAGUUUGCUAGAGUGCAUUUAGAUGAUCCAGAAGAGGAUUGGGAGAAUGUCAUAUGGUCAGAUGAAACCAAAAUAUAACUUUUUGGUAAAAACUCAACUCGUCGUGUUUGGAGGACAAAGAAUGCUGAGUUGCAUCCAAAGAACACCAUACCUACUGUGAAGCAUGGGGGUGGAAACAUCAUGCUUUGGGGCUGUUUUUCUGCAAAGGGACCAGGACGACUGAUCCGUGUAAUGGAAAGAAUGAAUGGGGCCAUGUAUCGUGAGAUUUUGAGUGAAAACCUCCUUCCAUCAGCAAGGGCAUUGAAGAUGAAACGUGGCUGGGUCUUUCAGCAUGACAAUGAUCCCAAACACACCGCCCAGGCAACGAAGGAGUGGCUUCGUAAGAAGCAUUUCAAGGUCCUGGAGUGGCCUAGCCAGUCUCCAGAUCUCAACCCCAUAGAAAAUCUUUGGAGGGAGUUGAAAGUCUGUUGCCCAGCGACAGCCCCAAAACAUCACUGCUCUAGAGGAGAUCUGCAUGGAGGAAUGGGCCAAAAUACCAGCAACAGUGUGUGAAAACCUUGUGAAGACUUACAGAAAACGUUUGACCUGUGUCAUUGCCAACAAAGGGUAUAUAACAAAGUAUUGAGAAACUUUUGUUAUUGACCAAAUACUUAUUUUCCACCAUAAUUUGCAAAUAAAUUCAUUAAAAAUCCUACAAUGUGAUUUUCUGGAUUUUUUUUUCUCAUUUUGUCUGUCAUAGUUGACGUGUACCUAUGAUGAAAAUUACAGGCCUCUCUCAUCUUUUUAAGUGGCAGAACUUGCACAAUUGGUGGCUGACUAAAUACUUUUUUUCCCCCACUGUACUUGUCUUUUACAUGUUUCUCUCUGUUUUGAGUAGUGCUUAAAGAGUGUUCUGUGGUAACUUGAAGUUGAUGAUUGAUUGUUUCCACAGGGUAAAAUGAUCAUGCAGGACAAGCUGGAGAAGGAGAGGAACGACGCUAAGAAUUACGUGGAGGAGUACGUGUACGACAUGAGGGACAAACUGCACGGCAGGCUGGAGAAAUGUGUCAGUGAAGCUGUGAGUACUGUGGCUUUUUCUGUGGCUUUCUGUGGUAAUUCCAACACUGUCUGAAAUUAGCUGCCCAUGAAACACAAACAGGUUUCUUAAAGGAUACUUUGGGAUUUUGGCAAUGAAGCCCUGUAACUACUUCCCCUAUUAUCAGAUGAACUCAUUUGAAGUAGAUAAACGGCUUCAUUGAGACAAUCCUGAAGUAUCCCAUUAACAACAAUAUAUAAAGGACUUUAUAAUACAGUCUAUCAGAAUUGUAUUCUCUGUGUAAUAUGUUUAAAUGUCAUCCAUUGCGUACCGUAUGUUAAUGAGAGUAUGUUGAAUUUGAUAGUUGUAGGAUGGGAUACCCUGACCUUAACUGUAUGUUAAUGCCUGUGUUUUGACUGUGUAGGAUCGGGACGUCCUGUCGUUACAACUGGAGGACACAGAGAACUGGCUGUAUGAAGAUGGAGAGGACCAGCCUAAACAACAGUACAUCGACAAACUGGUCCAGCUGAAGGUAAAGCACUGUCACUAUGGGCCAGUUUCCCAGACCCCUGAUUAAGCCUAGUCCCAGGUAAUGCUUUCAGUUUUAUACAUUAUAGUCGCGCCGGCAUGCAUUGGUUGAAGCUCAAUGUUCACUUCAAAUCUCCCUACCAUCAUAUCUAAGCCAAUAUGACACCGAUGUCGAUGGCAAUUCGCAAAUCAACAUGAUUGGAGGUACACAACACACUAAUGAGCCGUCCGGCCGUUAACAAGAACCACAUACCGGAUUUUUAACAGGGUCGUUAGCGAUUGAGUUUUCAGAGUAUUUUCUGUGCCUACCUAGCUCAAAUUCUAGACGUCGGAUUAAAAUGAGACUAUAGCGUCCGUAAAGUGACCAUUGGACUUUAAAAAUGUUGGAUUGUCUAAGUUUGGUGCAACUGUUUUUAUUUGUUAUAGUUUAUCGCUCUCACGUGCACAUUUCAAUCCGUUAACAACCAACGGUAUGCUACCUUUUUGUAGCAUUUCUGACAAUGCUAACAUAAUUUUCAGCCGAAUCUCAGAGUUCUAACGGGGUUGAGCAACUCUGUUGCUCGGCAACAACACAGCUGCUGCUGCCUGCAACAGGCUGCCAGUCAUAAGAAGUGGCUGAGAACAAAUCUAGGCUACUGUAGAUAACCAGCUAUAUGGUGGUAUUCAAGCUGAGGUUAAUCAACAAAUGCAAAACACAUAUUUUGAUUAGCUAGGUAGCUAGUCAACGUUACCUAGUCUGUUUGAGAAGGUUUGAAUGCUAAGCAACCGGCAUACACAUUGUUUGAAGUACAAUAAACCAACAUAGCUACUGUAGUAGGUCAAAGCUUUGGUAGAGCGGUGGUGGAGGAGGCAUUGUGGUGCUCAUGUGAAUUACCUUUCUUUUUCGGCUUCAGACCAAUGCCUACUUCUCACAGAAAAUGUUAGUUUUUGUUUUUAAUUGUCAUUAUGAGUUAAAGCCGUGUCAAGUCAAUUGUGUUUCAGCAAAUUUCUGUUACAUUUCGACAGUCAGAUGAAAGUAGCAUCACCAAAGUUUGAAAAAUGAGUUUCAUUGCUGUGAAAAUGCCUAGCUUGCUCCUCAGUCUAGUUCAACACAGUUGAAAUGGGUUGGAUUAUCCAGUGUGUCUGUUGUCUCCAGAAACUGGGCCAGCCUAUCCAGGAGAGGUACAUGGAGUCGGAGGAAAGACCCAGAGCCUUCGAUGAGAUGGGGAAACAGAUCCAGAUGUACAUGAAGAUCGUUGAAUCUUAUAAAACCAAGGUACUGCUGCCCUUAUAAAACCAAGGUACCGCUGCCCUUAUAAAACCAAGGUACUGCUGCCCUUAUAAAACCAAGGUACUGCUGCCCUUAUAAAACCAAGGUACUGCUGCCCUUAUAAAACCAAGGUACUGCUGCCCUUAUAAACCAAGGUACGCUGCCCUUAUAAACCCAAGGUACCGCUGCCCUUAUAAAACCAAGGUACCGCUGCCCUUAUAAAACCAAGGUACUGCUGCCCUUAUAAAACCAAGGUACCGCUGCCCUUAUAAAACCAAGGUACCGCUGCCCUUAUAAAACCAAGGUACCGCUGCCCUUAUAAAACCAAGGUACCGCUGCCCUUAUAAAACCAAGGUACUGCUGCCCUUAUAAAACCAAGGUACCGCUGCCCUUAUAAAACCAAGGUACCGCUGCCCUUAUAAAACCAAGGUACCGCUGCCCUUAUAAAACCAAGGUACCGCUGCCCCAGAGGUCUAGAAGUAAUGAUACAUUGGACUCAUAAUGCUCCACAGAACUACAACAAUAAUUCUAAGUCAUUGCAAAUGUCAGAAGUUGACAAUAGUUUCAUUUCAUGAAUGACCAAAUUUGUAGUGUAUUAUGCUACUAAAUGUAUGUAAUAUUUAUUAUUAUUAUUAUUACAUUUUGCUACAAUGGACUACAUCUUUAUUCUUUGCGUACCCCAGGAGGAGCAGGUAUGUCUUUAGUAGAAGUGUAGUAUAGUCAUUAAUUGUCUUACGUCAGACGGCUUCACUCCUACGUGACGUUCACCCCUCAGUGCAGUCAGAAUCGACACACUAUCUGACGUAAGACAAUGAGAAUACACUAGAGUAGUUAUGUUAAAAUGCAGUCCAGUUCGCCAACCUUAUCAUAUUGUUACUUCCUAUAGAUGUCUUCAUAUUCCAGUGUAGCAAGUUUUAAAAUAUUCAAAGCAAUUCUAAACCAUUGCAAAUAUCAGAAGCCGUAAAGUCAGUUAGUAGCUGCAUUUCAGAACCCGACCAAAUAUGUAUGUAAUAUGUAUGCUACAAUAGACUACAUCUUUAUUCUUUGCUUUGGGCUUGCAUUCAGUACAUAUUUGGUUUCAGGAGGCUGAUAUCAGAAGUUGUCUUUUAGUUGUAUUUCAGGAAUGACAAAAUGUGUCUGGUAUGUAUUAUGUACAGUGCAUUCGGGAAGUAUUCAGACCCCUUCACUUUUUCCACAUUUUGUUACGUUACAGCAUUAUUCUAAAAUGUAUUAAAUAAAUAAAAAGUCCUCAUCCAUCUGUACACAAUAACCCAUAAUGACAAAGCAAAAACAGAUUUUGUUGAAAUUUUUGCAAACGUAUAAAAAAUUUAAAAACAGAUUAACUUAUUUACAUUAGUAUUCAGACCCUUUGCUAUGAGACUCGAAAUUGAGCUCAGGUGCAUCCUGUUUCCAUUGAUCAUCCUUGAUGUUUCUACAACUUGAUUGGAGUUCAUCUGUGGUAAAUUCAAUUGAUUUGGAAAUUAUUUGGAAAGGCACACACCUGUCUAUAUAAGGUCCCACAGUUGACAGUGCAUGUCAGAGCAAAAACCAAGCAAUGAGGUCGAAGGAAUUAUCCGUAGCGCUCUGAGACAGGAUUUUGUCGAGGCACAUCUGGGGAAGGGUACCAAAAAAUAUCUGCAGCAUUGAAGGUCCCCAAGAAUACAGUGGCCUCCAUCCUUCUUAAAUGGAAGAAGUUUGGAACCACCAAGACUCUUCCUAGAGCUGACCGCCCAGCCAAACUGAGCAAUCAGGGGAGAAGGGCCUUGGUCAGGGAGGUGACCAAGAACCUGAUGAUCACUCUGACAGAGCUCCAGAGUUUCUCUGGUCUGAUGAAACCAAGAUUGAACUCUUUGGCCUGAAUACCAAGCGUCACGUCUGGAGGAAACCUGGCACCAUCCCUACGGUGAAGCAUGGUGGUGGUGGCAGCAUCAUGCUGUGGGGAUGUUUUUCAGCGGCAGGGACUGGGAGACUAGUCAGGAUCGAGGGAAAGAUGAACAGAGCAAAGUACAGAGAGAUCCUUGAUGAAAACCUGCUCCAGAGCACUCAGGACCUCAGACUGGGGAGAAGGUUCACCUUCCAACUGGACAAUGACCCUAAGCACACAGCCAACACAACGCAGGAGUGGCUUCGGGACAAGUCUCUGAAUGUCUUUGUGACCCAGCCAGAGCACGGACUUGAACCCGAUCUAACAUUUCUGGAGAGACCUGAAAAUAGCUGUGCAGCGACGCUCCCCAUCCAACCUGACAGAGCUUGAGAGGAUCUGCAGAUAAGAAUGGGAGAAACUCCCCAAAUACAGGUGUGCCAAGCUUGUAGCGUCAUACCCAAGAAGACUUGAGGCUGUAAUCACUGCCAAAGGUGCUUCAACAAAGUACUGAGUAAAGGGUCUGAAUAAUUAUGUUUAUGUCAUAUUUCCUUUUUUAUUUAUUUUUUACAUUUGCAAAAAUGUCUAAACCUGUUUUUGUUUUGUCAUUAUGGGGUUUUGUGUGUAGAUUGAUGAGGGGAAAAACAACUGUCAUCCAUUUUAGAAUAAGGCUGUAAAAGUCACUGUAUGUUAGACGGUUUGUUUGCUUGUCUUUCCAUCCCCCAGGAGGAGCAGUAUGACCAUCUGGACCAGGAAGAUAUCAACAAGGUGGAUAAGAUGGUGAAUGAAGCCAUGAUCUGGCUGAACAGCAAGAUGAACCAACAGAGUAAACUGAGCUUGACUGUGGAGCCUGCGGUUAGAGUCCGAGAGAUACAGGACAAGACUAAGGUGAGACUAACUACAGUACUGCUAACUAACUACAGUACUGCUAACUAACUACAGGACUGCUAACUAACUACAGUACUGCUAACUAACUACAGUACUGCUAACUAACUACAGUACUGCUAACUAACUACAGGACUGCUAACUAACUAUAGGACUGCUAACUAACUAUAGGACUGCUAACUAACUAUAGGACUGCUAACUAACUAUAGUACUGCUAACUAACUAUAGUACUGCUAACUAACUACAGGACUGCUAACUAACUACAGGACUGCUAACUAACUAUAGGACUGCUAACUAACUAUAGGACUGCUAACUAACUACAGUACUGCUAACUAACUACAGGACUGCUAACUAACUAUAGUACUGCUAACUAACUACAGGACUGCUAACUAACUAUAGGACUGCUAACUACUCUACUGCUAACUACCUACAGUACUGAUAACCAUAUUCCUCUACUGCUAACUACAGUACUGUUAACUACUCUACUGCUAACUAACUACAGUACUGAUAACUAACUAUAGGACUGUUUACUAACUACUCUAGUGCUAACCAAAUUCCUCCACUACUAACUACAGUACUGCCAACUAACUACAGUACUGCCAACUAACUACAGUACUGAUAACUUACUACUCAACUACUAACUACAGUACUGAUAACUACUCUACUGCUAACAAACUACAGUACUGCUAACCAAAUUCCUCCACUACUAACUACAGUACUGCCAACUAACUACAGUACUGCCAACUAAUUACGGUACUGCCAACUAACUACAGUACUGAUAACUUACUACUCUACUACUAACUACAGUACUGAUAACUACAGUACUGCUAACUACUCUACUGCUAACAAACCACAGUACUGCUAACCAAAUUCCUCUAAUACUAACUACUUUGCUACUAACUACAGUACUGCCAACUAACUACUCGACUACUACCUAACUACUAAUACUGUUAGUCAGAGAGAUACAGGGUAAAGCUAAGUUUAGAAUAGCUACAGUACUAACUGUUAGUCUGCUAUCAGGGUCAGAGCGAUGUUUGAUGCUUAUGAAUUCAACAUUUGUGUAAAUGUUACCCAACCAAGCUAGUUUACUGUGAAUAUUGCCUUUUGGUCAUGAAUAUCAUUCAACUACUGUAAAAUCCAUGCCAGCAUUCUGCUUAUCCAACUUAACAUUACUUGCACAUGGUCCCAUGAUAUGCUUGCACAGUUAUUCGUAACUUUCACUCUUCCCACUAUUUCAUCUCAAUAGGAGCUGUACUCUGCCUGCAACCCCAUCGUGACCAAGCCCAAGCCCAAGGUGGAGCUGCCUAAGGACGACAAGGCAGGGGAGCAGAAUGGACCAGUCAACGGUCAUGAGAAAGCCCCAGCAGAGGGCACCGAGGAGGGGCCUGCCGACAGCACAGGCAACCCCCCCCUCCACGGAACCUAGACCUGACAUGGACCUUGACUAAGCAGACAGACAGGCAGCAACCAGUGUCACCUCUCCCAGGGGCUGUGUCUUCAUCUGGAAAUAGUGUCUCCUUCCAUGUUUCCUUGUUGCCUUCCCCAUUCAGAUCUGAUAGGACUGGAUAGAUGAGUUCAACUAAAGCAUUAUGGCAAAUAAACAAAACUCUACCUGCAUGGUCCACCAAAAGGCAUGCUGGAUAUAUUAACUACAGUACUGUAGCACAUUGCUCAUGUUUUAUCUAUCUUGUCAGAUCUGUUGAGAUAAGGAGUGAAUCAACCUAGGCAGCAAGGGAAGGAGGCAAGGUGAUGGAUUGAGACGCAGCCCAGAGCUACUAGUGAAGUGUCAAUAACUAUUUGGCUUCGUCUGAAAUGGCACCCUAUUCACUAUAUAG